UUUAAAACCUUACUUUCCAGGUCGACACUCCUCUUUGCCGGAAUAAUAUCCGCGCAAAUAAAUAUUACACCACUAGAAGGAAACUCUGUAUUCGUAGAAAACAUAAGAAAAGGGUAUUUGUAUAGCGAUACUGCCAAUAUUAUUGUAGGCUUAGACACUAGCGACAUACACGAGCAAAUAAACACGAUAGAAUUACAUAAAUCGACAAUAAACUCACGCGCAAUCAGCAAAGAAUACGCUGAAGAGUUAGACGGAUUACAAAUUCGUAUCAAUAACCUGAAACAACUCGCAAAACACUUGAAAACGUUAAUACACACCCGAAGCAAACGAGGUUUGCUCAACAUCAUAGGUUCCGUAUCGAAAAGCCUCUUCGGAACUCUCGACGAGGACGAUCUUACACUCAUAAACGAAAACAUAGACAAACUAUUCGAUGACAACAAUAAAAUCAAGACUGUAAUAGCAAAUCAGACAGCACUUAUUAGGAAAAUUGUAAACUCGGAAAACCUAAACCACCUAGAGAAAUCAUAUAACGAUGUAUUAAAACAACAACAGCAGGCAAAUAUCGAUAGAUUUAUGCUUAAAAUGAUUAUAAAACUCGACACCGAGAUACAAACUUUACACUUUCAGUUAGACGAGAUACUUAACGUCAUAAUAUUAGGCAAACAGGGAAUAAUUAGCCCACAAAUACUCGACCCCGAUGAAUUUAUAGAAAAUUACGCCAAAGCGAUAGGCAGCCAGGCGUACAACACCGCGAUCUCGGCCAAAACCGAACAUUUUCAGUUUAUACUCGACAUCAGUGAUCUUAAAAUCUUCACAAUAGGUAAUAAAAUAUUCUUUAAAAUCAUAGUACCUUUAGUCUCUAACACGGAAUGGAAUAUAUUACAGGUAUAUCCUAUCCUGAGUAAGAGAAAUGGAAUAUUUUUGGCUCCAGUAGUCGAACAUCAGAUAUAUUUAACUUCAGGACUUUCAUUUAUAAACACUGAUAUCGAAUAUCUCGACAAACUUUGUAAAGAACGAGCCGGAACCACUAUAUGCAAGCAAACAAUACCAAUCCAUGACAGAAACUCGAGAACCGAUUGUCACAGUGAAAUAAUAAACUUCAAACCUUAUAUCGAACAUUGCCAAAUAACUGUGUUUAAGAUUGAAGACAUUAGCUUUAUACCACUCAGAACUAGCAACAGCUACAUUGCGAUACCAGCGAACCCGAUAGAAAUAGACACAAUUUGCCAAACGAAACACACCUUGCAAAAACUUGACAAGCCCUCUGUUAUAAGAGCCAACACUUCCUGCGAUAUAUUGUACAAA
This is a messenger RNA of Bombus pyrosoma, 1305 nucleotides long. RefSeq lists its product as uncharacterized. The transcript has a single exon. The annotation marks the transcript as partial. NCBI's taxonomy places the organism in Eukaryota, Metazoa, Arthropoda, Insecta, Hymenoptera, Apidae. The record is from RefSeq and is a predicted model, not a curated record.